Messenger RNA from Ipomoea triloba (trilobed morning glory), 3882 nucleotides. Its product is annotated as increased DNA methylation 1-like. Gene Ontology annotation, molecular function: transcription corepressor activity. Gene Ontology annotation, biological process: negative regulation of DNA-templated transcription. The transcript has 9 exons. The coding region runs from base 246 to 3395 and encodes 1049 amino acids. NCBI's taxonomy places the organism in Eukaryota, Viridiplantae, Streptophyta, Magnoliopsida, Solanales, Convolvulaceae. The record is from RefSeq and is a predicted model, not a curated record.
AAGCCUCUCUCUUCCAAAGUUCCAAUUCGGUCUCUCUCCUUGUCUCCUUGACGCCUCUCUCUCUCUCUCUCUCUCUCUCUAAACCCCUGUCAGUUCUCCUUCUCUCUCUCUCAAAACCCAUUGUUAUAAUUUCGUCUUUCUUCUGUCAUACUCAUACAGUUACAAAACCUAUACUUACAGAUUUUGUAUAUCUGUCUGCCGCUUCUCCGAUUUCGUUUAUUGCACCAGAGGAUUACUUUGGUGCGAUGAGAGAGGGUUUGAGAUCCAGUACCUUGUUGAAGGGGGGUAGACGGGAGUUGGACUUGAAUGCUGAUCCUCCUGAGAAAAUGGAGGAUUCUUUAAUUACAACUGAACCUGCCUCUCAUCAGGAUAGUGAUGCCCAUUCUGUACAAAUUGAGCUUGAAGAGGGUAAGAGCCAGUUUUCUUCUGAAGAAUGCCCUGGAAAUUGUGCCGAUUCUGACCGUGAUGCAGGGUUGGCUACCGAUUCUGCUAUUGCUGAAAAAUUGAACCUUGAAGAAACUGGUGCAAUGUUGAUAGAAGAUGAUCCGAAUUCAGCUAAAUGUUCUGCUCUACCUUCGCCUGUAGGGAAGAAUCACAGGGGGAGGAAAAGAAAGAGAGUUGAGAAUACUCAAUGUGUUGAACACGAUGAAGACGAAACAAAGGUAAAUGCUGAUUCUGACCGUGAUGCAGGGUUGGCUACAGAUUCUGCUAUUGCUGAAAAGUUGAACCUUGAAGAAACUGGUGCAAUGCAGAUAGAAGAUGAUCCGAGUUCAACUGAAUGUUCUGCUCUACCUUCCCCUGUAGGGAAGAACCGCAGGGGGAGGAAAAGAAAGAGAGUUGAGAAUACUCAAUGCGUUGAACAUGAUGAAGACAAGAGAAAGGUAAACCGCUUGCAUUUGACUGGCUCAAAUGGAAAUGUUGGAAGGGUGUUGAGGUCCAGGACGAUUGCUAUUACUACUGACACUCGUCUGAAUGGAGAGAAUAUAGGUUUUGCGGGUGUAAAAAUAAAUAAAGAAAUUGAUCAUCUUGAGUUUGAUCAUUCUAAGAAUAAAUCACGUGGGAACAAGAAUAAUGAAAUUGCUUCUCCAAUUGACAAGGGAAUUAAAAAAAAGAAAGGUCGUCGUGGUAGACCGCCCAAGAUGUUGGACAAAGAUUGUAUUUCUAGGAUGGUUAUCAACCAGAAAGAUAAAUUCAAUGGGUCCAAGAAAAUACGUAAACCUAGAAUGGCAGGAAGCAUAGCUAAAAGUUCUAAGUUUGUAAAUUCGCAACUGGAAGAAGUGGUGCCACAGCUUUUGAAUGAUGAAAAGAAAAAGGUUAUCAAGUCAAAAACACAUGAUAACAAAUCAAGAGAAGGGGAAAUGAGUCGUAGGGAACAAAAACAGGUCAUCAGAGAUCAGAUAGUUGAUAUUUUGAAGAAGGCAGGAUGGACUAUAGAAUAUAGGCCCAGAUUAGGUAGGGACUACAGUGAUGCAAUUUAUGUUGAUUGUGAAGGAAGGCAACAUUGGUCAGUCACUUUGGCCUACAGGAAACUCAAAGAGAAAGUUGAAGGGGGAAAGGCGGAUGAUAAGAGCAUUGCAGCAUUUACUCUAAUUCCUGAUGAGGUACUUGGAACACUAUUCAGAAUUACCGAAAAGGGAACAAAGAAGAAUAAAAACAAGUUGAUUCAAAAAGGAAAAUCUGCAAAAAAGAGCAUGCGUAGCCCACAACGCAAAGAAAGAUCCAACUCUAACACCAAAUCUGGAUACAGAACUUUCAGGAAAAAAAUUAAAAUGAAUGCAAACAGAAAACGAUUUGCUCUUUUGGCUCGAAACUCUAGUGAAGUGUCUGAUCAAAGUGGUGAUGGAUUUGUAGCGUAUGAUGGGAAGCGCAGUCUUCUCUCAUGGAUGAUUGAUUUGGGAACAAUCCCGUCUAAUGCAGAGGUGCAGUACAUGAGUGAUAGGAGGACAAGAGCAAUGCAUGCUGGAAAGAUCACCAGGGAUGGGAUUUUGUGUGAGUGCUGUGGUAAAAUACUUUCCCUAUUAGAAUUUGAGUCCCAUGCUGGAAGUAAACUGGGAGAGCCACUUAAACACAUAUGCCUUGCAUCUGGACUAUCCCUUUUGCAAUGCUUAACAUCUUCAUGGAGUAAACUAGAAGAAACUGAUCAUAUUGGAUUCCAUCUUGUGGAUGUGAAUGGUGAUGAUCCAAAUGAUGACACAUGCAAUAUCUGUGGUGAUGGUGGUGAUUUGAUCUGUUGUGAUGGCUGCCCAUCAACAUUCCAUCAAAGUUGCUUAAAUAUUCAAAAGUUUCCCACUGGAGAUUGGCGAUGUAUAUAUUGUUCAUGCAAAUUCUGUGGCACAAUCAGUGGAAAUUCCUGCCAUCAUGUUGAUGACACCACAAAUGACUCUGAAUUGUCCUCAUGCCUGUUGUGUGAGGGAAAAUUUCAUUUGGCUUGUACUCAGACUGAGGGUACUGAAGGUUUUGAUUCAAAGGAUUUGUCUUUUUGUGGAAAUGGAUGCAAAAAGCUGUUUAUGGGCCUUCAGGUGCUUCUUGGGGUAAGGCAUGAGUUGGAAGAAGGACUUUCAUGGACACUUCUUCACCGACGUGAUGUCGGGAAGGACGAAACAGAGAAUAAUGGUUCAUCAAGAAUAGAAUGUAACUCAAAAUUAGCUGUUGCAUUCUCUGUUAUGGAUGAGUGUUUUUUGCCUAUAGUUGAUCCACGAGGCAAAAUCAAUAUGGUUCGCAAUGUUGUCUUUAACUGUGGGUCAAAUUUUAGGCGGCUGAACUAUGAUGGAUUCUAUACUUUUAUUCUGGAGAAGGGUGAUGAACUUGCCUGUGCAGCAUCUAUAAGGCUUCAUGGGAAUCAAUUGGCUGAAAUGCCUUUUAUUGGGACACGGCACACGUUUCGUCGCAAAGGGAUGUGCCGUCAACUUCUAACUGCAAUUGAAAUGGUUCUUGCUGAACUUGGUGUUGAGACACUGGUUAUACCUGCUAUACCAGCACUUAAUGAAACAUGGACUAAGGUUUUUGGCUUUAUGCCCCUCGAGGAGGCAAAGAGACAAGAAAUGAGGUGCAUGAGUAUGGUAGUGUUCCCUGGCACAGAUAUGCUACAGAAACCACUAUUGAAGCCUCAAGAAGAUACUGGAAGACAAGGGACUUGUACUGGGCAACAAAGUGAAGCUGAAGCUUCAGCAAGUACCUCUGGGGAUACAUUUGCAACGUGCCCAUCUCCUUCUGAUUUGGUGUGUAACCCUCAUGAAGCCAACCAGCCAGUAACAGUUGGCAGUGAGCAGAUCACUCCUUCUGAUUUGGUGUGUAACCCUCAUGAAGCCGACCAGCCAGUAACAGUUGGGAGUGAGCAGAUCAGCCUUGUUGAACCCUUCUCUUGUGCGAGUGUUGAUGCUAAGUUGCAAGCUUAAAUGUGUGGGUGAAUUGCAAUCGUGUGAGAUGAUGUUUUCUCAUUCGCUUCACAGCUACUCAGGAAAACCUUGAAAAUAAUGCUUGCUUGCUUGCUAUGUUGUGAACAGAAUAGUUGGAGCCAUGAUCAUUGGUUGACUAUAUAUCCUCUAUCCUUGCAUUACUUGUCUGGUUUGAUUUGGUUUGGUUUGGAUGAGAAAAGGGGGCAGAGUGAUCUUUGCUUGUUCAUUUUCAUUUUUUCAAUGUUGAAAGUGAAGGAGCACCGCAAUUCUAGUAUAAUAGUGUAAUUAGAAAAUUUGUAAAUAAAAGUAGGCAAUGGACUAACCUAACCUGAAUUCAGCAUAGAGUAGUGUAUUGCAGAUAAUUUGAAUAUGUAAUUGUUUGAGAUGUUUUGCUUGUCCAUUUUUUGAUUGAUUUACCAGUACAGUAAUUUUCUUGUCUGCCUUGCAGCAGUUUGUGUGAGAAAAAUGUAUAGUUUCUUUCAUUCAA